GUGAAGUGACAUGCUCUGGAUUUAGGAAACUAAAGGGUGCAGCACUUUGAAAGAUCUUUGGACUUUUUAAAAAUCUUUUCGCUGCCUUGUCGAGGACGACACAACAACAAACUGUUGUUAGAUCAAUAAAUCAAUUUCGCUGGGGCGGUAUCUGUGACUAAGGUCUGUCUACUUUUUUUUUUCAGAUCAUGCCACGUUUGCCUGUGAUGGGCUGAGCAACUCAUCCUCCUCCUCCUCCUCCUCCUCUGUAUACUCACAGCUGCUGUCAGAGCGCUCAGACCGAAAAGUUACAGAAGUUGUCUUUCUUGUUUGCUAGAUUUUUAUAUUUCCAAAUCGUCUGAGGCAUCGCCUGCUUUAGCCCUCGCCGUGCUGUCGGCCGGCCCGCCCCAGCAUGCUGGACUGACGUCUGAGGAAUGGCAUCGGCUGUGUUUGAAGGCACGUCGCUGGUCAACAUGUUUGUCCGAGACUGUUGGGUCAACGGGAUCCGGAGACUGAUCAUCAGCCAGCGGGGAGAGGAAGAGGAGUUCUUCGAGAUAAGGACAGAGUGGUCUGACAGGAACAUUUUAUACUUGCAUCGGAGUUAUUCCGAUCUGGGGCGGCUGUUUAAAAGACUGGUGGAGUCCUUUCCUGAGGACAGAAGAGACCUCUCCAAGUGUCCACUGAUAGAAGGGCUGGUGAAAAUCAAAGAGUCCAACGACAUUGAGGAGAAAUUGAACGAGGUGGAAAGACUGCUAAAGAAUGCCAUCAACAUGCCGUGCAAGUAUUCCAGGUCAGAGGUGAUGUUGACUUUCUUUGAGCGAUCACCGUUGGACCAGGUGCUGAGGAAUGACAAAGUCCACAGAAUCCAGCCAUGCUUUCAGAGUCCAAUCAAGAUAUCAGAAAUCAUGCGCUCCAAUGGAUUCUGUCUGGCUAAUACAGAAACCAUUGUGUUCGAUCACAGUCUCCCCGAAGAAAAAGAGAGACCCUCAUCCACCGACUCAGUGGAACAUACGUAUGAGGACGGAAUGGAGUUUUUGCCAAUGGAAGCAGACGUGUGUGACGAGGAAACAGAAGCGUACGUCACAAACCUUUCCUACUACCAUCUGGUCCCAUUUGAAACUGACAUCCUGGAAUGAACAACCUGUUGAUGGACAUCUGACGCUUUCAUUGAGGAAUAUGUACUCUUAAAUGGACCCUAGCUAUGCAACGCUGCACGUAGCUGCUCCAAGUAAAUGCUGCUUAUUCUAGCAAACUCUAGAGUUGCUUGGAGCCCAUUUUGGAGUCGGGCAGAUGUGCAGUACGCACCAUAAAUAUCACCACUUUGUCUUUGCCACUUUAAGCAACGUCACCAGUGUGCCUCAUUCAGAGCCUUACUUGAGUGUGUAAAGAAGUAACAUGACAGGAUUUGUCUUUACGCUAGCUACAGUCGGUGUUGUUACACAACCUGUGGCAGCAACCACGGAGGUCCUUCUGUCCUGAGGCAAACAGCUGGAGAGGUUUCAAAACAUGCAGCUUGACCACUUCAGAAGGAUUCAUCCAACACAUCAUUGUCUGUGGAAUGGAGUGUGAGUGAAAACAGAGGCCACACGGCAACCUAAAUUUGACACAAAUGUACAGCAUGGGACCUUUCACUGUUACUUUAAAACGCAGCUGAAUCGACCGGCACUCUUUCUUUUUCUAUCUCAGAUGUUUCAUCUUUCGCGUUUAUUCUCCAUAUCGGCUUAGUUUGCCAGGAAAUAUGUGAGGCAUCUGCAAAGUCUUCUCAUUUAAAGCGCUCCCUGAAGUUUUUCUCCUGUGGGAGUACAGGAAGCUGUGGCAAAGCUUUGUGUAUGGUAUUUGUUUAAGGUGCAAUUUUCACCAGCAUGUAGGAACUUUUUUUGUUUGUUUGUAAAAUACCAGCUUGAAACUCAUGGGAUGAUUCCUGUUUUGAUGCUGUGAUAUAUGCAGUCUGUUCCGAGAUCCAAGUGAAACUGGACUGCACAGAUACACAUUUCUACCAAUAAAGAUACAAAGAAUAGAGGCACAUUUUGUCUAAAGGCUGCCUGUUUAUAGAAUAAUGAAGCUAUACUGCAUGUGUCUGUUUCACUUGGUUCUUGGGCUACUGUCAAAAGAAUAAAAAAAGAAACAUUAAGUGUCAUUAUCCUUUUGUUACAACUUUCCAAAGUGAGAACUUAAAGCUGCCUUUGUGGACGUCUGUGAGGAUUUUUUUAAUGAAUUUUUGGUCUGAAUAAUAAAUUAGAAUGUAAUAUGUGUUUGUAAUGUGUCUGUAACGUUGCUAAUUUUAUGCUUGUGUGAACAAACAAUUAGAUAUAUCAGAGCGGAGAAAGAGUGUUGCCGUUAUGUGGACAACUGAAUCCUCUCACUGCUGUUGUUGCCAUGCGAUGAGUAAAACGAAUAGGGCAAAGAAAGCUUUGUUUUAUGGGUCAAUUGAGAUCAAAUGUGAGCCGUUCUGUAAGAUGACGUGUGUGGGUUCAGUCAGACAGCUGACUGAAUGUGGGAGUCUGCAGCUCGGGCCUGCGAUAGGGGAACAAGUCCUCUUUAUCUUAAGAAGACAAACGACCAUGCUGUACUAAAGAACGGUAGAAAAGGUUGUCUGAAAUAAUCAAACACUCGAUUAAAAUUCAUGCCUUUUGUAUGUUUUAUGGCUUACUUUCACUUCUUGUAGCACCUUUAAUGCAACUGUUUAACUCAGUGGAGCAAUGCAGUUGUUUUGAAUGCAAGUGAAAAGGCAAAAGAGUGUAUAUUUGUGUAGGGCUAACUGUAAGGAAGUCCAUCUGUAUUCAUUGUUUUGACGGUUUCGUCAGUGCAGAAGUCAUUGUGGCCUUGCAAUGUGAGCUAACAGCUUGUGUCCACUUUCCUGCCACUCCAAAUACAAAAGGCUUUCAACCCUCACAAACUUGGCACGCAGGGCUUUAACAGGACGGUCCUCCACAUGGGUCUAUUUGGUAACACAGUCAUGAUCACCAUUCACCCCAUGAGAAAGUACAACUCUUUCUCACAGUGUGAAACUAUUUCAUGCUUCUUUUUUGUUUUUCUCUUUUCUCCAAGGAUGACAUUUCGAGUUAGUGGCUAUAAAAAGUUUCUGUUGGAAAAGUCCCAGCAUACAUAAUGGUGAUGAUUAAUAUGGUUCAGUAAAAAAAGAAACUAGAAUCUCUGGUUUAAGUUUUCACACCAAUUGUAUGAACGAUGUUUAUUAAAGGCUAUGAAUUGAGUUCAAACAUUCAAACAUUCAAACAUGUGGCUGGUGUAAUGCAUUAUUCAUAUUCUGCCACAGUCUAUGUGAUGCUAUGACUAAAAUGGUACUCAGCUGAUUUAUGAAACAUAUCAAUAUAGCCAGCCUGGGAUGUGAGGAUUCAGUGGGGGGGCAGUGUGACAUAAUAUGAAACUAAUAUUACACUUUGUUUAUGAAAUAACUCCCGCCACACUCUGUGAAGCUAACCAUGCUAUGCCUUGUAAUUUCAUAUUGUAUGUCAUCAUGUGUGAUGUGAGAUAUUUUUGUGUGUAAAAGGAUAGAAUGAAGAUAAUCUUAAUUGUAAUCUUUGAAAAUGAAGUUCAUGUGGAAACACGUUUAAUAACUGUAAAGCUAUUCAGACAGUAUUAGAUAGAAAUUAUUAUUCUCAAAGCUUCUCAAAAAAAUAUGUUUCCAAUAAAAUAAAUGUUCAAUUGA
Messenger RNA from Cottoperca gobio, 3646 nucleotides. RefSeq names its product PX domain containing 1b (gene pxdc1b). NCBI's taxonomy places the organism in Eukaryota, Metazoa, Chordata, Actinopteri, Perciformes, Bovichtidae. The record is from RefSeq and is a predicted model, not a curated record. The transcript is spliced from 5 exons. Bases 414 to 1115 code for a protein of 233 amino acids. Gene Ontology annotation, molecular function: phosphatidylinositol binding.